UUUGUUUCGUAUGUUUUUGUGCUGCAGCAUGUGUUGAAAUGUAUUCUGGCAAAAGAAGAAUCUGAGAAUUUUCGCUAGAAAUCAGCAGAAAAUCUUCGUCAGCAAAAGCGUGCACUUUAAUGGAAAACUAGGGUAACUUAUCCACUUAAUUACUCAUUUAUACGUAACGAGUGCAAAUGCUGACGAGGUCAAGGUUACGAAACAUUCAUCGAAGGUAAUUGCAGCUGCGGAAGAGAGAAUUCGGAUGCUAAAAUACAUACUCAAGUUUAUUUCAAUAAUUUGAAACAGCAAAAGAGCAGCAGCAGCAGGGCUAAUCAAGCCGCUCAACCUCAACAACCACAAAAGCAGCAUAAGAACAUCAAAUUUAUCUUGCCAUUGCCAAAAAAAAGUUCUAUUACCCGCCUUAACCAUUAAGCAUGCUAUUGAUACGCAAUGUACAAUGCCUUCAGAGAGGUGUCACAUUGCCAACAGUCGCCUACGCUGCACCACAAAUGUGUUUGCUCGGAAGAACGGCGAGAGUCGAAGGAAAAGAUGUUCACACUAGCCUUAGGUAUUUGACCAAAUGGCCCUCACAUCUUAUCGGUUAUACUCAACAUAGUAAUUCCACCUUGGAAAAGUACCCAGGAAACAUGAUGAUUCUACGAACAAUUAAAAACAGGUACGCAAGCAACGAAAGCAGAGAACGAUUGCCCCAAAAUUUGGGCAUACAAGAGAAGAACCCUAGCGGAGAUAUGAGUGUAGACAACUUAAGUAAAUCUCAUGUGAUAAAGAAUAACAUAGUAAAUGCGGUUAAACCAUAUUGGCGCUUAAUGCGUUUGGAUAGACCUAUAGGUACUUACUUGCUUUUCUGGCCUUGUGGUUGGAGUAUUGCGCUGAGUGCAAAUGCUGGCUGCUGGCCUGAUUGGAAAAUGUUGGGCCUUUUCGCUACUGGGGCAUUGAUAAUGCGUGGCGCCGGAUGUACUAUUAAUGAUCUCUGGGACAAAGAUAUUGAUACGAAAGUCGAACGUACUCGAAAUCGACCACUUGCCGCGGGCGAAAUCACGCAAUUUGAUGCUAUUGUUUUUCUGUCAGCUCAGUUGAGCUUGGGCUUAUUAGUGCUGCUGCAGUUAAAUUUGCAAUCAAUAGUAUUAGGAGCAAGUUCCUUAGGAUUAGUCGUUACAUAUCCACUAAUGAAGCGGAUAACAUAUUGGCCUCAGCUGGUACUGGGCAUGGCUUUUAACUGGGGUGCACUUCUAGGAUGGUGCGCGACACAAGGUGCGGUCAAUUGGGAAGCUUGUUUGCCAUUGUACCUCUCCGGUAUAUGUUGGACGAUUGUAUAUGACACCAUAUAUGCUCAUCAGGAUAAAUUCGACGACAUUCAAAUCGGUGUGAAAUCAACGGCUUUACGAUUUGGGGAUAAUACUAAAAUCUGGCUAUCUGGAUUUACGACGGCUAUGUUAUCUGGACUUACUUUGGCUGGUAUAGCGACCGAACAAACAAUAGCAUACUAUGCAGCAGUCGGUGUAGUAGGAGCCCACUUAGUACAGCAAAUAUAUUCACUCAAUAUUAAUAACCCAUCAGACUGUGCGAAGAAAUUUUUUUCUAACCACCAAGUGGGAUUGAUUUUGUUCCUUGGGAUUAUCUUGGGCACACUUUUAAAACCAGAAGAGAAAGUGGAUAGCAGCACAGUGGCCAACGCAAGCAAUACCCUUACACAAAUGCAGGCGACGGGUGGACUGGUUCAAAUACCUGCUACACCUGAAGCAUUGACGUAAUGGGUUUUCCAGCGGUUUUUCCGAUCCUAAUAAAGGCUACUAUAAUAAUAAUAAUUGGCUAUUUUGUAAACCAAAGGGUAAUUUUUAUUUUUGUUAAGAAAAUAAUUUAGAAUUAAAAAUUAGUACAAAGUAUUAAAAACGGGACUUUUCAAAACUCUCA
Molecule: messenger RNA, 1914 nt
Organism: Rhagoletis pomonella (apple maggot)
Lineage: Eukaryota; Metazoa; Arthropoda; Insecta; Diptera; Tephritidae
Gene: Coq2
Product: 4-hydroxybenzoate polyprenyltransferase, mitochondrial
Exons: 4
Coding region: 417-1754 (445 amino acids)
Biological process (GO): ubiquinone biosynthetic process
Cellular component (GO): mitochondrial inner membrane
Source: RefSeq, a predicted model, not a curated record